UCUCACCUUUCGUCAGCCUCGUGACCAUACGUGUGCGGAUAAACGUACGUGUGUCUUUCUCUGUGUAAAAUCAGCUGAUUCUGGCUGCCUCUCAGUUUUAGAUGCAAAUAGAAGAAAGUAUGGUCCGGGACGACUAUCCGACACCGGAGGAAAUAAAAAGGGAUGGGGCGGACGUGGAGGAGGCGGAGCAUGCGGAGGAAAUUAAUGACGACGACGCCGAGGAGAUGAACGAUGCCGUGGACGAGGAACACGUUCUCGAGUACCUCGGGGACGAUUCCGGAGCUGAUGUGUAUGUCGGUAUGAAAGCACUGGAGGAUGAGUUGGAUCAUCUGCAAACUGCUCUGGACCAUUUGGAGAGGAAGAACGACGAUAUACAUGCGCAGCUGACGGAACUGCUGCAAUCUAAUCGUGAAGCUAGGAAACAAUUUCGGGAAUCUCUGCAAAUCGACCGCCAGCAGUCAAAGUGAUGAUCACUUUGUAUUUAGAAAAUUGUACAAUUCAUUAAUUUGUCAUCCAAAGAUAUGCGAAUAUUAUUACCUUUGAUUUUGUGAACGUUUUGUUUGUAAACGAAUUGUUUCAUGUAAUAUGAAAGACAUUUGAUAGUCUACCCUAAUCUAUCGAUCAAUUCAUAUUGAUCAGUGAUUGACCAUAAAAACUUCGAUAGCAUUCCUGAUAACAAGAUGAAUAAAAUGGCAUUAAUUAUGUACAUAUUAUAUUACAAUACACGCAUAGUUGUUGAGAGUUAGUUGGGUAAAGCAAAAACUACACCUUUAAAAAUGAAAAUAAAAUGUAUUGGGAGAAAAAUAUAUUUCUAUGAAUAAAAUGAUUAGAAAAUGUAACGAAGACGUAUAACACGGUCACGCUCAUAACUUGAGAAUUAUUCUGCUACAGUUCGCAUAAUGUGCUGUAACGACAGGGGAAUUGCCAAAGAAACGACAAAUGCAAUAUGAACAGUUAUGUAAAUUUUAUUUGUACAUAAACAAAUAGAUUUAAUAUAACUGUGGAUGGUAGUAAAAGUAUUUUUAAUCUGUUAAUUUCAGUUAUCCUGUAUUGAAUAAUAAAGAACUGCUAUUAAUGUGUUAGGUGUACAAAUCAGUAAACUAAUACAGAUAACACAGUUUUAUGGA
Molecule: messenger RNA, 1127 nt
Organism: Vollenhovia emeryi
Lineage: Eukaryota; Metazoa; Arthropoda; Insecta; Hymenoptera; Formicidae
Product: UPF0184 protein C9orf16 homolog
Exons: 2
Coding region: 102-467 (121 amino acids)
Source: RefSeq, a predicted model, not a curated record